AUGCCACCGCUUUUCCCACUCCUCCGGAUGGGCGGCAGUGGGGUUCAUUUCACCCCUACCAAGGAGCACAUGCAGUCUGUGAUGAAACAAACCCAGCAACUUCAAACUUUGGCAGCUCGGCAAGUUCAGCAGUCCACCCAACAGUUUAUGAUGCAACAGCCCCAGCGAUCCCAAACUGUAGCAGUUCAGCGAGUCCAGCAGCCUACCCAACAAAUGCAAGCAGCCUUUCCAACUACUCCCGAUGAGCACAUGCAGUAUGUGAUAUAG
Molecule: messenger RNA, 267 nt
Organism: Penicillium verrucosum
Lineage: Eukaryota; Fungi; Ascomycota; Eurotiomycetes; Eurotiales; Aspergillaceae
Exons: 2
Coding region: 1-267 (88 amino acids)
Source: RefSeq, a predicted model, not a curated record